UCCUCCUCCUCCUCCUCCUCCUCCUCCUCCUCACUGGUACCCGGACACACCGACCUGCCUCCGCGCUUUGUUGCAGCUCCUUAUCCAGCAGACGGACACACCGAGCACCGGGACGGACAGACGCACCGAGGAUGCAGCGGGGGCUCACGGACCGCUGGCUCCGGUAAACGAGCAGCAGCAGGAGCCUGGAAAUCACCGGCGGGAGGCGGCGGCGGAGGCGGCGGUGGGGGGGAUCUCGGGGACGCGGCCAUGGCGGCGGGAGGCGGCGGGAGGCGGCGGAGGAGGACGGCGGGGCUCCCGGGGCUGUGGAGGACCUGCUACGUCCCGCUUCUGCUCUGGGUGGUGUCGGUGUGCGGCGAGGAGAAGACCUUCAUCGUGGAGACGUGGCUGAAGAACUACGGUUACCUGCUUCCUCACGACGUGCGGACGUCCGACCUGCGGCAGGAGAAAGCCAUGCAGUCGGCCGUGGCAGCGAUGCAGCGCUUCUACGGCAUCCCAGUGACCGGAGUCCUGGACCAGACCACCAUCGAGUGGAUGCGGAGGCCUCGCUGUGGCGUUCCUGAUCAUCCUCACACCAGCCGGAGACAGAGGAACAAACGAUACGCUCUGACCGGACAGAGGUGGAGGGACAAGAAGAUCUCCUACAGCAUAUCGAACUUCACCCCUAAAGUUGGUGAGAAAGACACUCAGAGGGCGAUUCGACAAGCCUUCAACGUCUGGCAGACAGUCACUCCGCUCUCCUUCCAGGAGGUUCCGUACUCGGAGAUCAAGAACGAGGGCAAAGAGGCCGACAUCAUGAUCUUCUUCGCCUCCGGUUUCCACGGCGACAGCUCCCCGUUUGACGGCGAGGGCGGCUUCCUGGCCCAUGCCUACUUCCCCGGCGCCGGCAUCGGAGGCGACACGCACUUCGACUCGGACGAGCCGUGGACGCUCGGCAACGCCAACCACGACGGUAACGACCUGUUCCUGGUGGCCGUCCAUGAGCUGGGCCACGCUCUGGGUCUGGAACACUCCAACGACCCCAGCGCCAUCAUGGCUCCCUUCUACCAGUACAUGGACACGCACAACUUCAAGCUGCCGCUGGACGACCUGCAGGGCAUCCAGAAGAUCUACGGUAUCCCCACGGCCAUGCUGGAGCCCACCAGACCGCUGCCCACCCUCCCCUCCAGACGAACACACUCCACCUCCGAGAGGAAACACGACCGACACUCCCGUCCGGCUCGGCCGCCCGGCGACCGGCCGGCGCUGCCCGGCAACGGAAAACCCAACAUCUGCGACGGCAACUUCAACACGGUGGCCUUCUUCAGGAGGGAGAUGUUCGUCUUCAAGGAUCGCUGGUUCUGGCGUCUGAGGAACAACAAGGUCCAGGAGGGUUAUCCGAUGCAGAUCGACCAGUUCUGGAAAGGCCUUCCGCCUCGAAUCGACGCCGCCUACGAGAGAUCUGACGGCAAAUUCGUCUUCUUCAAAGGUGAUAAGUACUGGGUGUUUAAGGAGGUCACUGCUGAGCCCGGCUACCCUCACAGUCUGGUGGAACUGGGCAGCUGCCUCCCUAAAGACGGCAUCGACACGGCGCUUCGCUGGGAACCCGUCGGGAAAACCUACUUCUUCAAAGGCGACCAGUACUGGAGGUACAACGAGGAGAAACGAACGGCCGACCCCGGAUACCCCAAACCCAUCGCUGUGUGGAAGGGAAUCCCAGACGGACCGCAGGGAGCCUUCAUCAGCAGGGAGGGAUACUACACCUACUUCUACAAGGGGAAGGAAUACUGGAAGUUCGACAACCAGAAGCUGACGGUGGAACCUGGAUACCCCAAGUCCAUCCUGCGUGACUGGAUGGGCUGCGACCAGUCCGACAUGGAGCGCUCUGGCGGCAAUGGUAACCGCGGCGACCGACAGCUGCCCCUGGACGACGUGGACAUCAUGGUGACCAUCAACGACGUCCCGACGACCGUCAACGCCAUCGCCGUGGUGAUCCCCUGCAUCCUGUCGCUGUGCAUACUGGUGCUGGUUUACACCAUCUUCCAGUUCAAGAACAAAGGCGUCCAGCAGAGCGCCAUGACGCAGCACUACUACAAAUACCCGGUGCAGGAGUGGGUAUGACAGUCAACCGCUCCAAGCUCAUGGAUUUACAGGGGUUCAAGCUCUUUGCUAGCUAGCUAACGUUGGCUAAUGUCCUAACAUGCUGGCUGAAAGAUGCUAAUUGUGCUAGCUAGUGAAUGCUAUAGAUGGGCGCAGAGUGAAAAAAGCUCUACAGGAGUAGAUUAAGACUUUUGUUUGUGAGUGGAAGAGGUUUGUGUCGGCCUUAUGACACAUUUCAAUGUUUAAAGACGUUUAAAAAGAGGAUCUGAAAGACAAAAAAACACACCUUCCCUGAUCUGAUGAGGGAACAAGAACUUUCUUCUGGGACCUAAAACUCACUGCUCUCCUUCUCAGUGAAACAAAAAGAAAGAAAAAUAGGAUUCAGAGAAGAAAAGAAUUCGCUCCUCUAAGCCAGAAACCACCUCCAAGUUUGUUGUGACGACAACUUGAACUGCUUCAAGUCAAAUUCAACGACAAAAAAAAGAAAAGAUACAGUUUAAAAAUAUCAAACUUGAAGAUCAAAUAUAGGUAGAAAGGCCAUAACUAAAAAAAAAUACCCAAGGAUCUCUCUUUGGAUCGAUGAUUUUUUACUAAGUUUAUUUUUAGUUGAGAUGUAAAACUGUCAAAGAGGACCUUUUUCUCUCUUUUUCCACACAAACACUCAUCACCAUCAACUAUGUCGACUUCCUUCAGCUCGUCACACAAACACACACAAAAAGAUGCGUUGAUUUACACAACUCUGCUGGAUUUUUGCAGAUGUAGAAUAGAGAGUCGUUGGCGUAUGAUAGAAUAGAACAACAACAGCCUUAUUUAUGUCAAAAUGUUUGCUGCGCACAAGCAGGGCAGGUGAUUAUUGGGAUAAAAGUGAAAAUCUUUCACUUUUCGUCCUAAUCAUAAGUAUACGGGAGCUCCAGAUGUGUCUUUAGUUAGUUAAAAGUAUAUCCUUGAUGACUGUAGUUUAGAAACACACCUGAUGCGACUUCUUUUUAGUGAUUGUACUGAAUAUAAAUGGUCAUGAAGUGGUUGUAAAUCAGAAAAAAAAGACAUUUUACUUGAACGUUGUUUCUUGUUUGGCAUGUAGCAGUGGUGAAAGCCACAACAGACAGCUGGUCUUUAUUUAUACUUUUUCUACCAGCAGCUGAAUUUCUUGCAGUAGAAUUUAAAUAUAUAUGGGACUGUUGCUAAUUAUUACCAGAGAGAAGAAAGGUUUAACAGAAAUAGAAAGUCUUUUAAAAUGUUUAUGCAGAGAAACAUAUCACAGGGUAGGAACAGUAAAGUAUCGUCUCUGAGCUGCUCUGAAAUGUUUUAUUAAAAGUGUUAUCUUAGAGAUUUAGUAAACAGGUAGCCGGACUGGUUUAUUUUUGUUCCUUGACGCUCAUCUUUGUAUUUUUGUCUAUGAGGAGGAGUUAUAAGAUGUUUCCCCAGAUAGUUUAUGGAUUAUUGGUUUUCAAACGGCACCAAAACUGCAAACUUUUUCUGUUUUAACCCUCUUCUGCCGGCGUCUACAGUUUGUUUACAUGUGAAUUUAGACGCCUACUAACCAGAAGUAAGAACUGUACCGUGCAAAUGCAGCUUUACAAGUUAUUGCCGACUUAUUAGCUACAAAUAUUAGAAGUUUAGCAGUUCAUUCAAACAUCUUUCUAAAAGCCAGUGUGCCACUAGUGUGCGUUAAAGGGCAUAUAAAGGCAUUAAAAACUCAUAUUUUCAACUCUAAAGGUUGUUUACUAAAACAGAAACAAGAAUUUUCAUCUUGCAUAUACGCCAAUGAAAAUCUUAACUAUGUUUACAGGAACAAACAUCUUAGCUUCUCUGUUUCCGUUGCAGUGUUGCAUUAGCUUCAGUGUUAGUGCAGGAAACCAAAGGUAGUUAAUGGAUGUUGUUGAUGUUACAAAGAAUGUGUUAAUUAACUGGAAAGAGUCCAAGAGUUUGGUUUUAAACCUAAACAUUUAGCCGAGAAAUAUCUGGAAUAUCUGCUGAUUAACCCCAUAAACUCCACAAGGACGUCUUUAUUGCUAGUUCCAUAUCUUUCAGUUUGUACGUUACACCAGUAAACAUGGAGAUUUUUGGUAUAUUUGCAGAAAUAUUGGACGUAUUUUGCUCAUGAGCAGAUUAAAUAAAACAGUGUCCAAAAUCUGAAUGUCGGAUGUACGUCAAAAGUUACAAGUAAAUAAACAGAAACACAGGUUUAAACUACAGAUUCCAAAAAUCCACGCUGGUGUUUCUGCAUCACUCAAGCUAGGCUAGUUGGCUUUUAGCUUUUCUUUCUACAGUCAGCAGUGAUUUAAAAUAUAGCUUUUGUCUAAUUUAUGUUGUGUUAGAAACUCAGUUAUUCAGGCAUAUAAUCAAAAUUAAUUUCAAAAAUUGAAGAAACAGGAAAGUUUUGGUAAAUCAGGUUUAGCUAAAUCUAUCUUACUAGCUAGCUUUAUCUAGCCGGAGUCACUGCAUUGGAUAUUCUUCUGUUUUGUCUCAAAACUCAAAAAAAUCUGAUACUGUAAUCUAUUUAGAUAAAUUAUCACAUCACGUGAUUUAACCACACUAGUUAGCUUCAUUCCUAUAGUGUGAUUUAAGAUUUAGUUUUUGUCAAAAAAUAUCUGAAACAGGUUGAUAAAUUAGGUUUAGCUAAAUCUGUCUCAAGAGCUAGCCUGAAUUAGCCUUAGCGGGAGUCACUGAGUUUUCAUCUUGCAUAUAUGCCAAUGAAAAUCUUAACUAUGUUUACAGAAUCAGACAUCUUAGCUUCUCUGUUUCCGUUGCUAUGUUGGAUUAGCUUUAAUGUUAGCGCUGAAAACCAACAGUAGUUACUGGAUGUUGUUGAUGUUUCAAAGGAGAAGCUGCUACUCUGCAAAAAAAAAAAAAACAUUGGAAAAGCAGAAAAAUUAGGCUUUUUGCUUGAGUUUAACCCAUUAAACUCGAACUCCGCACAGCACCUUUAGCAGUUUUAGCGGUUUUAGUGGUAGUUUUCUGUUUUCAUCUGGAACUAAACACUACUUUGCUAAGCUAGGCUAGGUACCAUUUAGCUAGUUAGCUUUUCUUCCUUUUGGCAGUUAGAUGAAGAAGCACAGCAGUUUUAGCGGUUCUAGCGGCAGAUUCCUGUUCUCUGGCCCCGAAAGAGGUCCUACCUGGGUGGACCUUCCAGUUUGCAGUGGAAAACAGCUGAUUGAUCCACAUGGUCUCUGCAGUUUGAGCCCUGAACUGAGGCUCUGUGAUGUUCACACGCUGAUUUAUUAGGCUUUAAAUGGAAAAUCAGCUGCUGCAGAACGGGGUUAAACCAGAACCUGAAACCAGGAGACAGGCUGCUAACACCAAAAGUUUUGGUGUGCUAUACUUCUGUUUACAUAUUUGCAGUUGGUUGUGUCUACGUUAUUUCUAGGAGACUAAUUCUUGACAUGCUGAAGGGAAAAGGGGAAGUAAAGUGUCCUGAAUGGAGGCGGAUGAGGUCUGUAUUAGUAUUCUGGCUGCAGCUCAGCCACAUCCAGCAGCUUAAUGAAGUUUUUCUGCUCUCAGCUCCAACGGCAGCAACUCGUCCUGAACAUCCGUCGCUUUAAUCCACCGUCCGUCUCCGUUUGAUCUUUAACCCAAACCUCCUCGGUCCAUCUGUGUCCGCUGACCUCCACUUCCUCUUCAGGUUGGACGUCCAUCUGUAGCUCCGCUUGCUCAACAAACUUCUUUGUGCUCUGAUUCGGAGUGAGUAGGUCUCAGUACUUGGCUCUGAAUGGUCGUUUUUGCUCCUCAGCAGGGGUCAGGAAUCAUCAUGUGAAUGUUGUCUGCAUUUUGUGAGUCGAAUUUGAAGUUGUUUGCAUUGAUUUAAUGAUUUAAAGAAACAUGGUCUCAAACUAAAAUGUGUAAUUUGGUCCUGAACACAAACAUCUGUUUACAAAAAGCCUUAAAACUGUGAGAGUUUUGCUUUUUCUUCCUCCACGUCGCCUGAUUUGCAAACGUAUAGAAAGAGUAACAAAGUCCAGAUAAUGAGAAUUCAUCAACCACAGGACUCUUACCAAAGCAAGACAAAACGACCGAAACACGACGCAAAACGACCACAACAAGACGCAAAACGACCACAAAAAGACACAAAAGGAGCACAAGACGCAAUGUGACCAAAACAAGAUGCAAAAUGACCAAAACACAAUGCAAAAUGACCAAAACAAGAUGCAAAACGGCCACAACGCGCAAAACGACCACAACAUGACCCAAAAUGACCUAAACACGACCCAAGACAAGACGCAAAAGGACCACAACAAGAUGCAAACGACCAAGACAUGACGCAAAACAACCACAAGACGUAAAACGACCAAGACAAGACGCAAAACGACCACAACAAGACAAAACGACCACAAGACAAAACGACCACAAGACAGAACAACCAAAACGACCUUACAAUUUUACAGCCUUUUCUUUCUGAAAACAGUGCUUUUUCCCCACUGUGGAAUGACAAAACUGUUAGAUAUUUUGGUUUGAGAUUUGGCCUCCAGUGGUUUUGGUGCUGCUGCUUUGUGAAGCUUUGGCAGAAAGUUUUAUUCUUGUGGACGGAGUGACGCUGCUCAAACACGCCGAUUCUGUUCCAGAACAUCACUGCAGCUUUAUUUAAAUGCUGUUAACUUCCCAACAUGACAGUUUUCGGACCUCAAAACUCCUGCUGGGACAGUUGAAGACCUUUCUGGAGGCGUUUUAAACAACCUCCCUGCUCCGUCCUGAUUCCGUCCAUGUAUCCUUGCAGACAGUAAUCACUCCAGACCAUCUUUCCACCUCAUUUUAAGCCUCCUAUAGAUGGAACACACUGAAGAGGCUGUAUACCGUCCAGCCUCCUUCACAUAUCACUCCCUCCUCCUCCUUCUUGUUCUCAUUUGUCGGCUUUGUACCUCCGCCGUCCUGAGGUAAUUGAAUGUGUUUUCACUGCGUAUCCUCACAAUUACCUGCCGCUGUCGAGAGCAAUUCAGCACACGCAGCAUUUGGCGGAAAUCGAUGGCGUUCAAUAUCCCGCGGUGCUGUUUAGACUCGACGGGGAAAAGGCUUGUUCCUCGAGGGUUGUUCAAUAAACACAGAACAAGACGUUCUGCAGAAAUCCAAAGGAAAGAAAAAUGAAAAAUAAAUACCUCCUGGACCAAACUUUCUCUAUGUGUCUGAUGGUUUUUGGACGGAGAUGCUCGACUGAAGGGAGCGAAGCUGAAAAGGAGGUCAGAACUGCUGUGUUAAUUAACCGUAAAGACUCCCGGAGUUUGGUUUUAAACCCAAACAUUUAGCAGAGAAAUAUCUGGAAUAUCUGCUGGUUAACCCCAUAAACUCCCCGAGGACACCUUUAUUUCAAGUUCCAUUUAAUUCAGUUACCAUGCUACAUCGGUAAACGUGGACAUCAUUGGUAUAUUUGUGGAAAUAUUUUACACUGUAUUUUGCACAAGAGUAGCUUAAACAAACGGCAUCCAAAAUCGAAAUGUUAAAAGUUAUAAAUAAAUAAUCAGAAACACAGGUUUAAACUACAGAUUCCAAAAAUCCACGCUGGUGUUUCUGUAUCACUGAAGCUAGGCUAGUUAGCUUAUAGCUUUUCUUUCUAUAGUCGGCUGUGAUUUCAAAUAGAGCUUUUGUCUAAUUUACAGUCAGUAGUAGGUAAGAAACUCAGUCCAUGUUGAGUAAAGAGCUUCUAAUGCUGGUUUUUAACGGCGUUCUGGUUGGUUUCUUUAUUUUUUUAGGCUCCUGAAAUGCAGAUGUUGCUUUAACAGGGAAUGAUUCCCGCCUGGCUUCACUGAGAGAGAACAGAAUCGAUGCGUUCAAAGUGUCUUUGUGGAACCAGCCCUUGUUCUCAGAUCAUCUUUACCAUGUUAGCGGAUGGAUGAAGGAUAUUUUAUGGAGGUUUUUACCAUUUAAGCAGCAAGUUCAGCUAAUGGAGCACUAAACAGAUGGCGAUUUAUUAAAUUUUAUCUGAAAGAAAAGUGUUUAAAUCAUGUAAAUGUUCAUCACUUUAACCUUCUGGGAGAAAAUAACCUGAAGGUGUGUAAAUAUAUGUAGUGGGAUUUCCAGCAGAUAGCAGUUUACUUCAGCAGAUGUCUGUUUGUGGAAAAGAUCGAAGGUACUUGAAGAAAACAUUCUGUAGUGUUUGCAUUGUUCAUAUUACUUAUGGAACACAUAAAGAUAAAUAUACGUACAUGGAACUUUUAGCGGACGCCGUCUGUCCACAGAUCUUUAUUUAUUCAGCUCGGAGGGCGAAGGGUCCUCUGGAAAUUUGCCUCUUUUAUGGAUUUUGCAUCAGACCUGAGAUAAACUGGAGCUGAACUGAUGUUUUGGAUUUUUCUGCCACAUCUCGAUCCUCGUCUUUCCUCCCAUCUGGACGUUUGUUUCCCGUCCGUCCUCUUGGUCGAAGGAUGGUUGCCACUGUGCCGGCAGAUCAGUCCGUUUAAAGAAAGGAAUGAGCUCGGUGCCACUUUGUCUCCGGUCUGGCAACAUUCUUGUGGCUUCGGACAACAGCGAGUUGCCUUUAAAGGUCGACUCGGGCGUCUGAAAUCGCCACUCGCUAACAGGAAGUCGACUGCCAGAGACGACACAUCAAACAGGAAGUUCAAAACCUGCGGGAAACGCAACAAAACUUAGAGAACGGAACUUUUCUUGAAGGCAAAAGGUUCCAUAACUUCCUAAAAUAAACUCUAACAUGUCAUUAGAUCAUCAGAUUAACUUAAUUUCACAAAAACAUUCGUCAUGUCUUCUUAUUGAUGUUGAUUACCUCAACAUCUAUCUCUUCACUUUAUGUCUGAACAAAACAAGUCAAAACUACUGUAAUGUGAUUUCAGCAAAUUCAACCAAAACAAAGAACCUGACAUGAGUUUCAGCUGAGGUCAGCAGAGUUCUGGUGUUUUAAUUACAUGCAGGGCAGCUGGUUUUCUGUAUUUAAUGAUGUUUUUAUGUUGCAAGGCACCACAUGAGGUAGAAAAAUAGAUUAAAAAACACAGAAAAUCGAUAUUUUUUCUACUGAAUCACCAGCUCCUCACCGCAGGAAGCUGCUCAAAAUUCACCAAACAACAGUCGGUCUCUUGUGGUUUCAUCUAAUGAUUCUAUGAAGCUUUUCUCACAUUAAUGUUCUGCAGAACAUUCAAUGAUAUAAUAAUGAUUAUACAAGUCUUUUAUACAUUCAGGGCAUCUUUAAGUGCUUCACAUCAAACUGGAUGAUAAAAAAUUUAAAGAAAUUAAAGUAAUAAAUCACAAAAAAUACCAGGAAACGGCAGAAUCAAUCAGAGUGUACAUGAACUUAGUUUAUUUUGGUGGUUUUCAAUAUUUGCAGCUUAAAUUAACACGUAAAUAAACUAGAAAUAAAUAGACAUAAACAGUGAUGAAUGAAAAAACAAAGCAAGUUUGUACAACUGACAUCUACAGAUAUCACUUUGGUCUUAAAAAAUUCAGUUUCUUCUGAUUUAAAAUGUUUUUUAAAUCCAUUAAACAGGGAAAAAUAGGUUAAUUAGGUUUAGCUGAAUCUGUCUUACUAGCUAGCUUUAGCUAGCAGGAGUCAUUUUUGCGUCCUGUGAAGUUUUACUGGUUUAUUUUUUCUCAAAAUUUACACAUUUGUAUGGUGAAAUAUUUUUAGAUAAGUCAUCAAUAAAUUAAGUGAUUUAUAAGAAGUUUAACUAUAUUAAAAUACAUGAAAUUCUUUAGAGAUGAAAACUCUGCUAAACUAAGGUAGUUAGCAUUUAGCAUGUUAGCUUUUCUUUAUACAGUAUGAUUUAAAUAGCUUUUGUCAAAUUUAUGCUAAUUUAUGUUGAACAUUGAGGCAUCCAAACAGAUAUUUACACUUUAUGAAACAGGAAAAGGGGGUCAAAUUAAGCUAAAUCUGUGUUGCUAGCUAGCCUUAACUAGCCUUUGCUAGAGUCACUGCAGUGUGAUUUUUACGUCUUGUACUUGUGAAGUUUUACUGAUUUAUAUCUAUAAUAUUAUAUUAGAUAUAAUACUCUUACACAAAUCAUAAUGACAUUAUUUGAUUUACAGACAGUUAACCAUUUUAACUCACUAUGCUGCUAAGCUAGGCUAGUUACCAUUUAGUUUGUAGCUUACAGUAUAUAGCUGCUGUCAAAUUUAUGGUAAUUUAUUUUUCAUAUUCAGGCAUCCAAACAGAUAUUUAAUUUUAUGAAACAUGAAAAGCUAAAUUACGCUAAAUCUGUCUUAGUAGCUGGCCUUAACUAGCCAUAGCUAGAGUCACUGCUGUGUGAUUUUUUUACCUCUUUUCUGUUGUACUUGGAAACUUUUACUGUUUUAUAAUAAUACAUAUAUAAUACUAUACUAUAUAUACACAAAUCAUGACUGCAUUAUUUGGUUUAAAAACAGUUUAACCACUUUAACUCACUAUGCUGCUAAGCUAGGCUAGUUAGCAUUUAGCUAGUUAGCUUAGUACGAUUUAUGUAGCUUUUGUCAAACUUAUGCUAAUUUAUGUGGUGUAAAAAAUAAGACUUUAAUAUUAAGGCGUCCAAACACGUGUUUACAUUUUAUGAAACAGAAGAAAUUAAAUUAGGAUAAAUCUGUUUUGCUAGCCAGCCUUAACUAGCCUUAGCUAGAGUCACUGAAGUUUGAUUUUUACUUCUGUUCUCUUGUAUUUGUGAAGUUUUACUGUUUUAUAAUAUAUAUAAUACUAUACUAUAUAUAUUAUAAUACUUUUAUACAAAUCAGAAUUGCAUUAUUUGAUUUAAAAGCAGUUCAACCACUUUAACUUAAUAUGCUGCUAAGCUAGGCUAGUUAGCGUUAGCUUGUCCGUUUUUCUUUCUACAGCAUAACUACAGAUAUGUGUAAUUUGUGGUGAUAUAUAUGACAGAGGAAACUUUAAUUACUCCAGUAUUCCUCAUCAAAACUAAUGUUUUUGUUAUUUUUUUAAAAAUAAAUCUGUUUUAGGAAACGAUGGAACCUUCACAAUAAAACGUCAUGUUUGUCUUCAGGUAAAGUUUAUGCAGCUGUUGCACCGUAAAUGUCAAGAAAAAUAAGAUGUGUUUAUGUUAAACAUCACUAAACUCUCAUUUCCAGCCAGAAAAAUUAGAUAAUUCCACCUUAAAUCGCUGGCAGACGUCUGGAUGUUGGCCGAGUGGCUCUGAGUGUCCGAGUCGUCCUUUAACCUGUUAUUGCCUUUAGUUUCUAACGUUCUCUUAAAAACACUGCGUAGGAGAUAAAACAUAUCAGAGGUAGUCUGGCAGACGUUUAGAAAACAUCGCAGCUCGGACUUUUAACAGAAAUAGCUUUAAGAGAGAUUCAGUUCCUUUUUCUUAUGGAGAAAAAGACGUUUUCUGUAAAUAAAAUUUCACUUUGGUUCCUUUAGUUUUGGGUUUUUUGACUAAGUGGGUUGAUUAUAAAAUCAAAAUGAAAAAAAACCUGCAGAUCGAUGCACCGUUUGGUUUUUACCUGCUCGUGUAAAUAAAAUUAAAGCUUUUGGAGAAGUUUUGUAUUUUUGUUUCCGUCUUAUUUAAUCAUCGUUUGCACUCGACGUCGGACCAUUUUUAUGAAGAUGCUUCUAAUUAAUAAACACGUUUAUGUUAAAGAACCGAGAUUAUCCAGUUUAUUUCUGAUCAGAUGAAGUUUUAUUAUUUAAAAUGUGACAAAGAUCUGAUCUUUGUUCUGUCUCACACCGAUUCUAUACCGAUGACACAAUGUUCUGUUCAUGAAAUGUCAAUAAAAGUGAAAACUUGAUUGUC
Amphiprion ocellaris (clown anemonefish) is the source of this 11720-nucleotide messenger RNA. RefSeq names its product matrix metallopeptidase 24 (gene mmp24). Gene Ontology annotation, biological process: collagen catabolic process; proteolysis; extracellular matrix organization. NCBI's taxonomy places the organism in Eukaryota, Metazoa, Chordata, Actinopteri, Pomacentridae. Gene Ontology annotation, cellular component: extracellular matrix. The transcript is spliced from 10 exons. Bases 250 to 2100 code for a protein of 616 amino acids. Gene Ontology annotation, molecular function: metalloendopeptidase activity; zinc ion binding. The record is from RefSeq and is a predicted model, not a curated record.